Messenger RNA from Nerophis ophidion (straightnose pipefish), 4576 nucleotides. RefSeq names its product transient receptor potential cation channel, subfamily M, member 2 (gene trpm2). Lineage: Eukaryota; Metazoa; Chordata; Actinopteri; Syngnathiformes; Syngnathidae. Bases 88 to 4455 code for a protein of 1455 amino acids. Gene Ontology annotation, molecular function: ligand-gated calcium channel activity. The transcript is spliced from 32 exons. Gene Ontology annotation, biological process: calcium ion transmembrane transport. The record is from RefSeq and is a predicted model, not a curated record. Gene Ontology annotation, cellular component: membrane.
AGGAAUGAGACGGCAGAAACUGAAGCUAUUCCAUCCUGUUACCUGCUAGCAGACCCAGCUUCUCUUCUCCGUAGCCUUGCCUCCGCCAUGGCGGACUCGGGAGGGUCUCAGCUGAUUCAAAACCUGACCUUUAAUGCGAGCGGCGCCAUAAAGCUUCUUACUCUUUCGCCCGCUUUCCAGCAUGUGGCCUGGAUCAGACACAACAUCCGCAAGAUGGAGUGUUGCUUCUUCACAAAAGGUGCCAGAGAGGACGUGUGCGUGUGUGGCUACGGGAAGAGCGAGCAUGCGGCCGAGGCCGUCAACGAGGAGGACUUCAGCGACGAAGCCUGGGAUGGACACAGACAUGUCCGUGAAGUGCCCACAGACGCUUUCGGGGACAUCAGCUUCGGUGGUUUGAGGCAGGUGACGACUAAGUAUGCCCGAGUGUCCACUGAGACCAGUCCUGAAGUCGUCUACCAGUUACUGACUGAACAGUGGAAACUGUCCCCUCCCAACUUGUUGAUCUCCGUGACCGGAGGAGCCAAGAACUUCUAUCUGAAGACACGGCUCAAGAACGUCUUCCAAAGGGGUCUCAUCAAAGUGGCCCAGACAACAGGUGCGUGGAUCAUCACAGGUGGCACCAACACGGGUGUCAUGAAGCAUGUCGGGCAGGCGGUGAAGGAUUACUCCCUGAGCAGCUCCAUGCAGGGCCAGAUUGUGACCAUCGGAGUCGCCACAUGGGGAGUUAUUAACAAUAGAGACGUUUUGGUGAAUUCACAGGGUUGUUUCCCCGCCCAUUACUCGAUGGAUGUCAAGAGUCGAAUGCCGUGCCUUGAUAACAAUCACACUCACUUCCUGCUGGUGGACGACGGGACACUCGGCCACUAUGGCGUUGAGAUCGAUCUGCGGAGUCGAUUGGAGAAGUGCAUUUCCGGAAAGUCUCUCGGAAACAAAGAUGGUGAAGUGACCAUCCCUGUGGUGUGUGUGGUAUUAGAUGGAGGAGCAGGGACUCUCAGUACCAUCUACACAGCCAUGCUCAACGACACACCAUGUGUGGUGUUCGAGGGCUCGGGAAGAAUGGCUGACGUGAUCGCCCACGCAGCAGGACUACCUGUGAGCCAGGUGACCAUCAGUCUCAUCCAUCGCCUGCUGAAGAAGUUCCUCAGCCACGAGUACGACAACUUCUCCGACCUCCAGAUCAUCGAGUGGACCAAAAAAAUUCAGGACAUCAUCAGGAUGUCUCACCUGCUGACUGUAUUCAGAGGAGGCGAGGACAAUCACGGAGACGUGGAUGUGGCCAUUCUGCAAGCGCUCUUCAAAGCUUCAAGGGCCAGUGAGUCCCAAAGAGUUGAGGGCUGGAGGAGGCAGCUGGAGCUGGCCAUCGUCUGGAACCGAGUGGACAUAGCCGCCACCGAGAUAUUCACCGACGAAAGCCAAUGGAAGUCCGAUGCCCUCCAUUGGGCCAUGUUCUCGGCCCUGGCAGGCAACAAGCCCCAGUUUGUGAGCCUCCUGCUGGAGAACGGCGUGAAUCUAGGGGAGUUCCUGCAGAGCGAGAACACACUGUGUGACCUCUACAAAAAGCUGCCCAGUUGCUUGUUCCUCCGCAAGCUGGCCCAACGGGUCCACAGGUCCUGCUGUCCGAAGAGGAAAGUGUUUGUCAUCAAAAACCGGGUACAGCCGGGACCAAGUGAGGGCAUCUGCUUGAAAUACGUGUCUGAUGAGGUGCGGCACCUGCUGGGCAACUUCACCCAGCCCAUCUACCCACCGGCUACCAUUACAUACCAGUUCAACAUGGAGGAUGGAACAUCGCUGCCAAGAAGUCUGUCAGGUUCCCAAGCGCCCCUCAGGAUGGACCUUGCUGAGGCUCAGAGAGAUCCCGCGAGAGACAUUUUCCUUUGGGCAGUUGUGCAGAACAAUAAGGAGAUGGCAGACAUUGCCUGGGAGCAGUGCACAGACUGCAUGUCCGCUGCUCUGGCUGCAUGUAAGAUCUUAAAGAAAAUGGCGGAGGAAGAAAGUGAUGCGGACGGAGCCGUCGAGAUGCGAGAGCUGGCCGAUCACUACGAGAGACACGCUAUCGGUGUGUUCACGCGGUGUUACAGCAGCGGUGAGGAACGGGCGAAAAAGCUGCUGGUUCGCGUGUCGCCAUUGUGGGGGAGGACAACAUGCCUGCGGUUGGCGCUGGCUGCCAACUGUAAAAGCUUUGUGGCUCUGUCAGGUGUCCAGGCCCUGUUGACGGAGAUCUGGUGUGGGGAGCUUUCAGUGGCCAAUCCUGUGUGGAGAGUGAUGCUCUGCAUGAUCUGCUUUCCACUCAUCUACACUGGCUUUCUGACAUACAGACGCGAUGAGUUAAUCCAGAGGGAAGUUGAAAAAAACGAAGCGAUAAAGACGGUCGAGAGCGUCACAGGAAGCGCACUGACAACCAAAUCUCAGAGCUUUGACCUCACCACCAUGAAGUCGCUGAACUGCUGGACCAGACUGACUGGCCUGUACGGUUCGCCACAGGUCAAGUUUUACUGGAAUAUUGUCUUCUACUCCGCCUUCCUCUUCCUGUUUGCGGCAGUGCUGAUGAUGGACUUCCAGGCCACGCCCUCUCCUUUGGAGAUCCUACUGUACGUGUGGCUCUUCUCUGUGGUGUGCGAGGAGGUCCGGCAGUUGUUUUAUGACCCGGAUGGAUUUGGGUUCCAUAAGAAAGCCAGGGUGUACAUUAGAGAACUCUGGAACAUUUUAGACGUUUUAUCCAUCGUCCUCUUUAUUAUUGGCCUGGCAUUUAGGCUCACGACCAGGCUGUUUUAUCCUGGCAAGUACAUCCUCUGCAUCGACUUUGUGGUCUUCUGCCUGCGUCUCAUGGCCAUCUUCACCAUCAGUCGAACACUUGGACCUAAGAUCAUCAUUGUCAGGAGAAUGAUGAUGGACAUGUUCUUCUUCAUGUUCCUGCUGAGUAUCUGGGUGGUGGCGUACGGCGUGGCCAAACAAGGCAUCCUGAUCCACAAUGACGAUCGCCUGGAAUGGAUCAUCCGGGGGGCUGUCUAUGAGCCGUACCUCACCAUAUUUGGCAACUUCCCCACAAAUAUUGAUCAUACUGCAUUCGACAUAGACGGAUGCACCAUGAAUGGCAGUGAGCCCUUGAAGCCCAAAUGUCCCAUGCUGAAUGAAAACAAAACUCCAGCCUUCCCCGAGUCGCUCACCAUCAUCAUGCUGUGUGUCUACCUCCUCUUCGCCAACAUCCUGCUGCUCAACCUGCUGAUCGCCAUCUUCAACUUCACAUUCCAGGAAGUGCAGGACAAUACCGACCGGAUAUGGAAGUUCCAGAGAUACGAGCUGAUCAAGGAGUACAACAGCCGCCCUGCUGCCCCUCCACCUUUCAUCAUCCUCAGCCACCUUUACCUCUUCUUGAGAAAUGUGGUGCUGUGCAGACCAAACCUCAAAUCCAGGAAGUUUAGGACCGAGCUUCCUCACAAUGAAGAAGAGGAGCUGCUCUCGUGGGAGGCCUUGAUGAAGGAUAAAUACCUGCUGUCCAACCAGCAGCAGCAGACUGAGAUGAUGGAGCAGUGUAUAGUGGACACGGCGCAAAAAAUUACCACCAUAACUGAUAGGCUGGAGCGGGAAGAGGAGAUGAGCUCUGCCAUCUUGAUGAAACGUAUGGCCAGACUGGAGGAGCAGGUUGUCCAGUCGGCCAAAAGCCUGCAGUGGAUUAUGGACAGUCUCAAAUCAAAGGGUCUCGCUGUGAAAGAAGAGCAACCAAUCGCCGUACUUUCAGCAGCGAAGGAUUCGCCCGAAACGUCGGUGGAAGAAGCACAUGGGUACCACGUCAACGCCCGCCAGUUCCAUUACCCCGGCAGCAAAGUCACUCGCUUCCCCGUGCCUGAGGAGAAGGUGCCGUGGGAGGUCAGCUUCAGCUCAUACAUGCCUUCUUAUUAUUGCUCAGACGACAAAGGAGACAGCGUGGAUAGAUCCGAAUCCAUCUUGGGCAAUUACAGAAACCCUGGAGGGAGGACCGGCAUCAGGGGUCAAGGUUCACUCGACAAUUUGGGUCCAAAUCUGCAUGUCGACCUUGUGAUUACACGUGUGCGAGACAGUGGACGGUCUGUUUUGGAGUUUUUGGCUGUUGUAGAUGAGCAGCAACAGACCCUGUUUCUACCUGGGGGACCGGUCCAAUCCGUUGAUCAGCUGCCGGCAGCUCUGAUGAGAAUCAUGGGCAAGAACCUGUAUGAAAAAUUACUUGAAAAAAAUGUUGAGGGAAUACCGGUGUUUGAGGGUUACGUGGAUGACAUCAGGAACACAGAUAACGCCUGGGUGGAAACCACAGUCCUCGACCUUCACCUGCACCCCAGCGAUGAUUCCGAGGAUAUCGCCAACACGGUGGCGUGCAGCCAUGGCUCCCUGCAGUGGCUGGAGGUCAGCAGCAAAACCCGACUUUGCUCCGAGCACAGUGACUCGCUGAGGCGGGUCGCCGUGCGGCAUCAUAUGAACUCCUAAUUUGGACCUCGUGGUGGAGCUGCAGCUCUGGGAUCACCUUUCCUCGGGCAUGCCGUUUACCUCAAAGGUUACAUUCUGUUGUACUGAAAGCACCUAAGUCACAUUAUCACAUUCCACUGCU